AUGCUACUUGGAAGAUACGUGUGUCAGAAUUGUCGUAACUUUGCACGUGUUGCUAUGUUUGACACACGUGCAAAUCGAUAUUUCCUAGGUGCUUCGUUUGUUCCUGACAGAUUUCGACUAGUAGAAUGCAACUCACAGCAGGUAAAAGCUCGUUUAAUGUCGUCUUACUGGUCUGUCUCUUCGUAACUCGCUGUCCCUGUGACGUAGGUGCACAUUUGAGAGAGCGGGGGAAAUGGAGGCUAAUUAUAAGUCACUAGGAUCACUGAAGAAGGUUCAGUGAUCAUUGCUGCGAGCAAUGAUCGCAGACAUCAUUGUGCGGCGAACAAUCACUGAUCAUUUUCUCCCUAUCAUGUGUUCGUUUUGUACCAUAUUGUCAUGCAGAUCACUGGAAUUUUUUUAAGUGAUUACAGUAGUCAUGCAGUCAGGCUUAGGCCCAUUUCAAACGUCGUGCUACUUCCAUGCCAAACUCAGUUGAUUGAAUUAUACUCGACUUUAGCACGGUGCCGUGUAGCAUGGCAAACCUUUGCGUGCUACACGGCAGUAGCUCAACUUGGUUUCAAACGUCGUGUUACCGCCUUGCCGAACUCAAUUCAUAAAUUAAAAAUACAUUAGAAUAUAUUUAAAAAGCUGCUAAACCUUUUCUUGAUUUUUGAGUUUUGUUUUCAGCAGCAGCCGUUCUAUUUGACUGAAUUGGACGUCUGAAACUAAGUCGAGCCAGCUUAGCAUGGCAGUAGCAGGACGUUUGAAACAGGCCUAAGACAGCUGAUAGCCGUUUGGCUGAGCUGCAGAAUACCAUCAAACCUUAUUAGGCAGCCUUCUGUUAAGUAGUCAGUCCCUAUUAGCAGUCACAGAUCAAAUUCAAAGAAUUUGCCUUCCAUUCCUAAAUUUAACCUCUAUUAAGACAGUGGUCACUACUGUUAAUUGGAGGCAGUCAGUGCAGUCCAUUGAUUAUUACCGGUAUUAAUUCAAAAUAUUUCUCCAUUUCUAAUUGACUAAAAUCUCACACAUAAUUCAUCAUAACAAGCUUCUGUCCGCCAAAUUUGGAAGAAUUUUAGGAUAUGUGAAAAAAAAUGAUGUCAGUUGUGUGGCAAAAUGCCAGAUUAUUGAACAGUUAACCAAGAAGACCUAGGAAUGAGGACGACUUGUUUUGGUUGUGAGUACGAAGUGGCAGAAUAUUUCACUCUUUUCAUGAAGAAGGAAUAUACAAAGUACUGGUUAAAAACAUAGCAAGAACGAUGAGAAGACAACUUGACGGACAACAUCUGCUAUUUGGAGAAUAUGUGCAGUACUGAACAACCCCUUAGCUCCUAAACUUGCUGAUAAACGGGCAAUUUAAGAUAAACUUAGCAUCGAUGGAGGUGAGCAUGUUUUAGCUUAAUUUAAACUAGGAAUUAUUUUGAAUGAAUAAUCAAACAAUCACAACCUCCUGUUCAUGAAGGACUUUGAAAUUUUCCCACCCCGCAGAAAAAUGUUCUUUUUCCAAGCGUUAAGGAAAAGCUGAAAUUUAAGCCUUUUUUCAAGCCCUGAUAAGCCUUGCAACUUGCACUGAAGGAGGCAAAGAUAACUUCCAAACCGUGGAGGCAUUUUGACCUGCAAGCAAAAUAAUACUUUUCUGUAGUUAACUGUGCUGUAGUAGAGUAGUUCACAGCUUCUUUUUUGUUCUUUUCUCCAUAGACUGAUUAGACUUCUUCUGAAUUUAAUAAGUCAUUUAUCUUAUUCACUUGUUUAUUGUUUGUACUGCAGGUCAGAUGGUUUGCUUACAGAAGACCAAAUGAACAACCGGGCUUGAUAGGAAGAUUUAUAGAAAAUAUAAAGGAGGGCUUUGAAAGAAAUAAAGAAAUGCAGGUAUGUGUUCCUUGACCGAUAACUUAUUUUUCUUUUCUUUUCCCUAGCGAAGUGAUUUUCACAAGCACAUAAUUAUUUAUUUCAACAUGUUGAUUCCUCUGCAUUUUAGGAAAACAUAAAGAAAUUUCAACAAGAAGCUAAAAAAUACGAGCAAUCUGAAACACUCUCAAGUAAAGUCAGAAUUGCUAACAAAAUAAAGGUAAGGUUUCAGCUUGCUGUAAGUGGUUUUAAAAUAGGUUCCACUUUCAAAAGAUGCAUCCAGGGGAUUCAAAUAUCAAAAUUUAAUUUUCUUGAUAUGAGAUACUGGCAGUAUGUAACUAUUUUUUUCCACAUCUCUCAUUUGCAUAAUUUACUCCUGUCUUUCUUUGGACUUACAAUCGUCAUUUUGUUUUCCACAGGACAGCAUGUCAUCUGUUUCAAUGAGGACUUCUGCUGUUGUUAAAAGUUUCUCUGGAGCCUUUUCUACAAAAGUGUCAAAGGUACUGUAGAUUGUGUGCAGUGAUGUUGUGUCUCAAAUACUUACAAAACUAUUGCCAGUUCCAAAUUUUAUUGGUGUUGUUUUUCAUCAGGCAUAUGAAGAGGCAACAACAAGUGAAGCUUUUAAGAAAGGCAGAGCUGUUUCUGAAGAAGUAUGUUUUUAACCUUUACAAAAAAAAUUCUUUUUGCAAAAUCGUAACAAUCAAGUCUUGGACAAAAGUUAUGCCGAGGAGAUUUCAUAUGAAUGGUAACAACGUAGGAUUUCAUCCACAGAUUUAAAAGUUGGAUUGCCAAAUCUUGCCUUAAUGUAGUGCUCGUAGUUAUAUGAUCAACCUUAACUGUUGAGAGAAAACCUACAAAUUCAUAAUUGACCAGGAUUCAAACCCUGACCUUUGCAAUGAGUGGACACUGUCAAAGCUCUUUCUAAAUAAGCUGAGCAAUCAAACUGGAGAGCUGUUCAAAUUAUUUGUGAAUUUAUAAUGGUUCCGAUUGUGAGAAUGGAAUGACAAUAACAUGCAAAUUAUGUUAACCCAUUCGCCCCUGAACUGCUCGUAACCGCCCGUGCGGAUCCAAGUCCUUUCAACCCUUUGUGACGUCAUCAGUUUUAAUGGUCAAAGACAACUUUGUCCGCUAACUUGUGCAGAGUGAAGAGAUCUUUCAAACCAUACCUGAAUGAGCACAAUUCAGUCAAGGACACCGGAGAAAGAGGCAAAAAACCAUGUGACAUUGACCUGAAAAUCUCCAUGAAAAUCUUGUUUCAUUGCUCACCUACCUUUCCUUUCACCUAAUCCUAAGAUCCUAAAAGCUUUCCUAAAAACUCUUCCCACCAAAACGAAGCCUACUAAAUGCCCAGCCAGAGAAAAAAAAAUGAGGCAAGAAAAGCGAAAAAAGAGGGGAGGAGAGAAAGCGAAAAGUGAAAGUCAAGACUGCUGUGUCACUUUUAAACCCAAACACUAUCUCAAAAUUUUGCUUUCUGCGCAUGCCUGAACUUUGCAAGCUGAUAUUUUGCAUCUGGAUCAGACGACCGCAAAGUGUAGCACCUGUAAACCGGUUUGUGGUAAGUUUUAGCUCUUUAUAGCACAACAGUGACCAGAAAACCACUCGACUAGCUUCAAAACAUGUUUUUCGGCAAAAUCUCCAGGAGCGAAUGGGUUAAGUAACUGUAUUUAUGUUACAGUUCAAAAUUACAACUGUAUAUUCAGGUGAAAUUUUUUUAACUUAGGUUGAUUCUCUAUUUCCUCUGUCUCCUAGCCCUAAUAAGUCUCGCUUGCUUUACAGUGUACAAUGUAGCUGCGAGACUCAAAAUAUGCAAGCGUUAUUUUUUUUUUUGCAUGUUUGUGCACCAAAAGGGAUCAUGGUCCCAGGCAUUCCUAGCGGAAACCAUAGAAACUGGGGAUAAGAAUUACGGCAUGACACAAACCAUGCAUAGAAAGCUUAGGAAAGAUUAAUGCAAAAAAUAAUCAAUGCAAGCUUUUCCGGAACUGGUCAGCCCACAAAUUCUAUCCCUUGAAAGCUUUGAUUACUCUGGAACAAGUGAUAACCUCAGUGGCUGAAAAAAGAAGAAUCUUAAUGUAAAACUUUGAUGGUGAGGCUCACUGGUCGGGUGUCAUAAACUUUCAUUGUAUGCAAAAGUCUUGUGUUGAGCAUGCAGUUUACUUUUGGCAAUGAUUGAAAUCAUGCACCAUAAUCAUCACUUUUCUGCUCUUUAUCAAGGAUACAAUUUCUCUCAAAUCAAGGCCCUUGAUUUUCAAGUAUUUACACACACAUAAUUCAAAAACAAAUCGUUGAAUACAAUAUAAAAAAUAAUAUGCUGAAAGGUUACCAGUCAGUUCAAUACAAGUUUAUUCCAUCUAGUUGUAAAUAGUUUUACAAACUUGGCUUAAAGAAUGAAGAAUAUUCACCCAAAGUGCUUAUCUUUUUCACACGCAAACUAUACUUAAAGAGAUUGAAAUUUUAAUGCUCAAGUUUUUAUCAAAAUAAAUUGUAUCGAAAUGACCAGUUGCCUCCUGUAGAAUGCUCGAGACACUUGAUAAAGUAGGAAGUGAAAAUCUUUUAGGGAGGAAAUCCUGUUUCGUGUAGAAUUAAUCGCCUCCUUAUUUCUUAUCUAAUCUCCAAGCAAGCGAGACUGGCUUGUUUUAAGAGCAUUCUUGUUAUUCAGGAAUUAGGGCUAAGAGACAAAGGAUAAAGAGAGUCAACCUAUUCUCGGUUUUCACUGUCACGCAAUCAAAAAUAAAAUUGCAAACCAUUCGAUACAGAAAGUCCCGAAUCUUGGAAAUAAAAGAAGAUAAAUAAGCAAAAGACCUUGCCAAGAAUCAGGUCUGUGCGAUAUUUCAUAUGCGAGAUAUCAGGAAAAACGUUUUACCCAAAUUUAUAAAGCUUUGUAUGGAGGCGCCAUGUUUGUGUCCCUUUGAGGGGCACAAAUAUGGCCGCCGGAAACCAACAGAAACAUCUGUUUUUAGUUUUCCUACUAAUGCGUUAAUUCAUCGCUUAAAAAAAACUCAUAAACUAUUAAAGUGAUAUUUAUUCUGAGAGAAGGAAUGUUUAGAUAGCAAAAUCUUCCAAAACUGGUAAUGUUUUUAACCCACAGAAGAGCAGUCCCGGCCGCCAGCUAAAUGCCGCGUCACAUAAAAAGCCUAGAAAUUCAAACGUCCUCUAUCGCAAAAACGAAGAACCCUUUAAGAACCAAACCUCUGUUUAAAUAAAGGUGUUUAGGUGCUGUAAUACCCUCAUGAAACUCAGAAUCUCAGAAGAAUCGAUAGUUUCUUAGUUUGAAUUUUGAUGACGUCAUGUGAAAACCGAGAAUAGGUUUAAAAAUUGUAACCUGAAUAUAAUAUUUACAUGUACAUCCACAUAAACAAGUGUGAAUGGGGAAUGAAACAGAAGCAGUAAAUUGCCUCAUUAAUCUAACUGGCAUGUUUCUUUUUUUUGUUGUUGUUUCCUUGAAGCUUGCUAAGUCUGCAAAGGAGGCUGCCUCAAAGGUUCAAGAGCAAAGUGAAGUCAUUGGAAAAACAGAUACUUUUAAGGCUAUGUCGGCAGUAAGUGAUUAUAGGCCUUUAAGCUCCAAUAUCCACAGGGCUUCCAAUAAACACUGAUGGCAGACGAAACACAUCGGCAAUUGCUCAGAGCAGUUGGCUACUUUUUUCUAGAAAGAACUGAGAAGCAGCUAGUUUGAAUAACGUGGUAAAUAAAAAAGGAUCAUAAAAUCUAAAUGAAAUGGUUUUACAUUAUCCUUUAGUCAUGUUAUGGGGAAGUACGCCCCCAUACCCCCUCCCCCAUAGAAAAAGGGGACUAAUGACCCCUUGUUGAUACAGUUGGAUACUCUUUUCAUACAUGCCUACAUCAGUUUUUAUUAAAACCCCUGUAUCCACGUACAAUUUCUCUAGACUGAGCUCCAUCCAUUUUCUUAAAGACCUAGUUGGCAGAAUUUGUUUAAAGAUCAAACCAUUUCCCCAUGAUAGGUGAUCAUUCGCAUUAAUUCUUGUAUUCUUCUCUCUUGAUUAUGAUUUGAUAUUGUUAUAUAAGAAAAUUGAUGUUGUGACUCGCUAUUAAAAGGGGUACAGAGGAUAGUAGAAUGCUUUGAUGAUUAGCAUACAUUGUAUGUGCUACUUACAUUGUAUCUGCUACUUAUAUUUCUUUAAUAUUGUAUUUUAGUGCAUGAUAGAGUUUAAAUUCUAUUUCCUUAAAAUCCACAGGGCUUUCAAACAGUUAAGAAGGAAGUUCUCGAUGAAACACUUGAACAAUCCAAACCUUACAGGACCCCAGGUAAGCAAAGUGUGACAACUGCUGAUAGAGUUUUGUAUUUAAGAGGUUACAGUGUACUCGAAUUCAUGUAAGUCAGCUAAAUGUGGUGAUUGUUGGGCUGUCAUUAAUAGCCACGAGCCAGGAGUCACUCAACCUCUUCAUUCUGUCUGGGAUAUGUGCUGUAAGGCCACAGUCAUCAUGUAUGUUGUCACUCAACCCUGAGCUUUGGCCUGUUCUUUACCCCAUAUUAGACCCAACUCGUUGAGCUCUUUCAUUGACUAUUCCAGGGUUUUCAGUAAGGUUUUAAGUGGGUGGCAAAAGCCUUGGAGUAGGCGGAGAAGGAAAAAACAUGCGAGUUACUAGGGGGCUCCUGGAAAAAUUUAUAAAUCUUGGCCUCUCAGAGUGCAUUUCCAGCUUUCUGGAGCAAAAAUUAGAGUGUUUGAACAGAACACAGGAGAAAUCAUUAAAUUUUGAUUUUUUGGAGGGUAACUUCCAAAGAAAAGUUGGCAGUGAGUUCAUGUGAAAUAGCUGGCAAAUUUCGGUGGCUGCCAGGUCUUAUUGAGAACCCUGCUGUUCUCAGCUAGGUGGUUUUUGGCCUGCCUGGUUUUUUGCCAGUGAUGACAUUGCUGCAAGAAAUAUUAUAGUGUACAUAGGAGCAAAACUUAAGGAAUAUCCAUGUAGCAUUAUCACUAUAAUUUGAUUUUCUAAGUGGCUGGGUCAGUGGUGGAAGAGCUUCAAGGAACUAACUGAAGUGUUAACUGCAAGAAUAACUUUCUUAUUUAUUAACUGGAUUUUUAUCUACAAUAUUAUUGUUAUAGCAAUACUAACACUGACAUCAGCUAUAGAUUUUAAAGUGCCAACCAGACAUACAUUGGUACUUGAAAACAUUGGUACAUUGUACAUUGGUACAUUGGUACUUUAAACAAAAUAUUCUAUUGUUUCACUCAUUAGAAAUUUGAAAUAUUUAAUAAUAUUUGUAAACAGUGAAAUCUUCUAUAGUGAUGUUGUUCUUGUUUUUGGAAUGUUUUAGAAAAGCUUAGAAGGAGAACUGGAGAAGAAGGUGAAAUGGCUAAGAAGGAGAGAAGAAUCGAUGCCAAUGAGUAUGUGUGGUUGUCUUUCAUAGUAAAUUAUUUCUUUUUGUCAUAUUUUAUUAUGGGGAUGGAAUUUGCACUCUUUGUGUCUUUCAACAUGUUAAACUAGCUGGCAUUAAGCAUAGAUUUCGAGAUUUUCUGCUUCAUGCUGAGUGUAUAAAUGUAUGUUGCAGUUCAAAGUUUUCAUAUAUCAUGUUUUCGCCCCAGAGUUCACCUGUUAUUUCGUUGGUGUUUACAUCAUCAGGGUUGUCAUUAAGAGCUGGGGGCCGGGGAUUUUCCCCGGCUACUAAUAGAGUGGCCCCCGGCUACUUUUAUUGGAAAAUAGAAGAAAAAUAGAACCAAAAGAAAUCCCUAGCCGUUUGAUUCCCCGCCUACUUGUUGUAUUUACCCGUCAACUUGAAAUCUUAGUGACAACCCUGCAUCAUAAUAAAAAUAAUAUAUUUUUUUGUGUAUGUUGUUUAUUAUUUUUUUCAGAGAUGCUACAGGGAUGGUACUCCACAGAGACUCUAAAUGGUAUCAACAAUGGCAAGAGUUUAAAGACAACAAUCCUGUAGUGACUGGUAAAGAUAAUUAUAGCAUUUACAACCUUACUCUUUUCUUAUGUACCUGCAAUGAUCAUGACCGACAAAAAGGUAGUUUUGCAAAAAAAUUUUUGCAGCUUGUUUACAUCCCACAUAAAGCAGGAAAUGAGGUGUUUUCACUUUGAAGUCAUACAGUGACAGCAAAGAAAUGUACAAAGAAGUGCGCAGCAACUGCAAAGUUGUUGUUAAAUGUAUUGCUUUUUUGAUGUGCUAGUUGCCAUUACUGUUGUCAGCCUGUUGCGUAAAGUUAUUCAUGUAAUUGAGUUUAUAAGCAGUUAUUAUUGACCCACUUAAUAAUAUUUUACAGGUCUUUUCAAUCUGAAAACGAAAUAUGAUGAAAGUGACAAUGUGGUGGUGCGAGCGUCAAGAGUAGUAACAGACAAGCUACAAGAUAUUUUUAGUAAGUCAGUGUUAAUAAUACUACAGUGAAUUUCAUACAGUCAUACACAAGUACAUCAACAAGACCAACUGUAAAAUGACUCUUAGACAAAGUGGCACUUUUCAUGAUCAUUAUACUACAAAGGGCCUGAAGAAAAAAUUGACUUUUCAUGCUUGCCAGUACAUACAUGCAAACUUGAAAAUUGUCUAACACAAAUAAAAAGGUUCAAAAAAAUUAGUAAGACAAGUAAAAAGAAAAGAAAAAGUGGAAGGGAAAUUAGUGAUAGCCGAAAAAAAGCAAUCGCUUUUGUAUCGAUCUCUGCUUUAACUGCAUUCAGAUAAGUUUUCAAUCCCAAGUGCAGUGUUUUUUUUGCAAUUUUGCCACACAAACAUGCGAAGGCUGUGACUGCUGCUUGUUCAACAGGGUCCUACACAUGUAUGUCCAAGAGGUGACUACCUCACCGUACAAAGAAAAAAGUAAAUUAAUUUAUUCAAAUCACCUGUGAUUAAAACCAUGUGGAAGGCGGGGUAUGCUGAGUUUGUUUAUCUUAAACUAUCGCAACCUGCAUCUAAUUUCUAUGUGUAACAAUCACUGCAAAUCGCUGCUAUAGUGAUUUCUGAGGGGCUUACUCUCGGAAUUUUGGGGUUGGGGUGUGCCAUGGGACUAUAAAACUUUUGGCUUACAUGUACCAGUAUAUUGGUCCAUAUUCAGCCACAAUUUUACUUCCCUAUUGUAGGCAUGUAAAAGGAAAAGCGCACCCUAUCCAACACUAACUGAGAAUCAAUAUACCACUAAUCAACUUCCCCAAAAUGAUUUUCUAUAACUAUCAGUCCAAGAUUGUGUGAUUUUAAUUAUUUUUUUAGCUGAUGUGUUCUCACAAUCUGAUACUGCCAAGACAAUGGCUGAAAUCACAAGAAUAGACCCACAAUUUAACAAAGAUAGCUUUCUCAAAGAAUGUGAAUUUGAAAUAAUCCCAGCCGUUUUAGAGGUAAGGUCGUGCUUGAGCUUAACAGUACUUGCUGUUCAUAGGUGCUUCUAUAUCAACCAGACUUAACUGUUGUAGUACAGUAUACACAGCCUUAUGAUAGAACUGAAGCCUUUGUCCACAAUCAUUGCCACAGCAAUCUCUGCGAUCACUAAAAUCAUGGAUAAUAGGAAAAGAGUUUAUAUUUAUUUGUCAAUUAUAAUCUCUGCACUUGUUAAACUUCUUUUAUGUUAUGAUAGUGAUCACAUAGCCUCCCACACAGGCAUUUUUAGUGGAGCUCGUACUUCAUCCCUCCCCACAAACGCCUGUUCAACCGAGAACAACAUUCCUUUCCCAAGCGUAGCCAAUCACAUUGUUCUUUCCAAAUUCUGGAAUUCUUGAUGGCAGGGUAACCCAACAAUUACUCAAUCUGCAUGAAACAAUGAGAAAGCUUUAUGACCUCUAAUAAAUGUUAGACUCAGAGAUUUACUCAGUUUGAUUAAAUUAGAGUACCCCAUGCCCUGCAUAACCUUAGUGAUGGAAAGAAAAGAAGGAAAAAGGUAACUCUUGGGUCACUGUUGAUAGGUCACUUACCACACGAAUAAAACAGUGGGAAAGGAAUGUUGUCGGUUGAGCAGGCAUUUGUGGGGAGGGACGCAAUAUUGGCUCCCGUAAAAAUGCCCGCGUGGGAGGCUAGUGAUCACAAUGAUCAUGAUGAAAACACAACCUGCUGACAGACCCUUUCUGUCACUUGCUCAAUUUUGGCAUUCUCAAGAAAAGACUCUGCAUAAAUUGUGUAAUAAGUUCUUUGAUGAGCAUGUGCUGCUUGUUGGUGGGAGGCUUACAGUACUUUGCGAAACGAAACGAAACGAAACGAAAUGGUACUUUGCGAAAUGGUACUUUGCGAAACGGUACUUUGCGAAAUGGUACUUUGCGAAAUGGUACUUUGCGAAACGGUACUUUGCGAAACGGUUACAACACAAUGCUUCAUCACACCUUAUCUAGAGUACCUAGAAUUCCACUGAAAGCUGAAGAUUUGUAAAGAUAAACCUGGAGCAAAUUUCCUCGUUAAGUCUGUUUCCUAAGAGCAGCAUGUAUUACCAGACGCCAUCUUGGAUUUAGGUGACUUGAAUGUUGUGUAUGAACCAUUUUAGUGUCCUCUGUGUAACACGUGUAAAUUUUGCGGGCGCAUCUUUCACACGCAAACAUGUAAAAAGAGCGUUUCACAGCGUUUUUCUUGUAAUUUUGUUUCUUAGUUACUAUGAGUACGUACCAUAUAUGAAUUACAAUUAAAGCAAAUCAAACAAAAAAAAUUGAUUUUGGUAAUUUGCUAAAUGAUACCUUGCGAAAUGUUUGUCCUUCUUUCGUCACGCGAGGCAUUGCGUGACAAAUUUUCCCGCGCUUUGGGGUCAUGCAUGUGACACCGGCGUCUGCCCAUGUGCUAGCAAACAUUAUUUACAACAGUGUUCUUCAGCGCUUCUUAUUUUGAAGCCCAGCAUGGCUUUCAAGAUACCUCUUCUCGAUUCCUUAUCACUCACGAAGGGUUACUUUCACGAUAUUCCUAAUUUUCGAUGGGCCGAUGUCACAGACAAGGACGAAAUAGGGAAGGGAAGUUUCGGGUCCGUGAUGAAGGGAAACUACAUUCCGGAGAAGAAAACCGUGGUGGUAAAGCGAUUUUUCGGCGAGGGAGACUCAAAUCUGAAGAUCGUAGCAAAGGAGGCGAAGAUGUUGCAAAAUCUACGGCAUCCUAAAGUCGCAGAGUUUGUUGCUGUUUGUCCUAAACCGGUGGCUAUAAUGAUGGAAUAUGAAUGUUUUGAUUUCUUUCCAUUCGGUCUUGAUGUUCAGGUUUCAGAUCUACUCGAUUUGUUGCACUGCCUGGAUCGAAUACAAACUGUGGAAGCCUUUAAACACUUUUUACCUCUUUUUCCCAAGGCAGAGUUUGAUAUCGCUGAGGGACUUGAAUUCUUGCAUUCAAGGAACGUGGUACACCGCGACUUAAAACCAGGGAAUGUCCUGGUCAGUAACAAGCACUACACGCGACCGGAAGUCGAGAAACAUCAAUUUGAAGAUUUGUUCUUUGUUGAGCCAGUGGUCUGCAAACUAACUGAUUUUGGUGAAAGUCGCUCACAGUUACUUCAAACUUCUGCAUUAAUUCAUGCGAAGACGUCCAACAUUGAGCGUGGGACAAAACCAUAUAUGGCUCCUGAAAUAGUCGUGGAGAGCCAAAAAUUAGCGUCAGCAACCCUGGAGGACAUGAAGGCAAUCGAUGUUUGGGCCCUCGGGAUGACUUUGUUCAGCAUCUUAAAUCCUGACACCAGUUUUCCCUUUGAAAUUGAAUUGAAAUCAACCUUUCCCACCACCCCUGAUGGACCUGCCAAAUGUAAGCGGGCUCUAUGGGUACGCUUUGAAUACAGUCAUGUCUUUGUGUACUAACCACCCUGGAGAAGUUCACAACUAGGGGCAGCUAUUGUCUCAUAGACGCGAAACAUCAUGAGGUUACCGCUAUGAGCCUAUGAGCCUUGUCGCUAGCCACGAGGUUACAAACUGUGCAACUAACAUGCGUUUUUUUGUUGUCACUAAUGACAACAAGAUAAGUAAUAAUUUACGAGGGUGUGUGAAAAACGUUUGAUUGGCGUAAGGAGGCCCCAUAUCAGCACACGGUUCAGCACUACACGGAAUGUUACACCCUGUGAACUAAAAGCGAACUAAUGUUUAAAAGGCUAAGAAACUCAAGUCAGCAAUUUAAAAUGAAAUUGUUCACAUUUAUUGGCCUAAAUUUUGCACAAAGGUUUGUUAAAGAAAACCAAAUCCAAAUUUCGAAAAACAUACAGUUAAGUUUUGGAUCUAACUUAUCCAACAUAAUUGAAGCAAAUUAAAACAUGCAAUCUAUGUGCCAAUUUAUCUUUAAACAAACAAAAAAGCGUCUAUGGGCCACAGAAAGAAGAAUUGUUACGGUUUUACUAAAUUUGUCAUUGUUCCAUUUGUUGUCAUUGUUACUGUUAAUGCUUUUGUUUGAUUUGCUUUAAUUGUAAUUCAUAUAUGGUAAUCAUAGUAAUUAAAAAAUAAAUUUACAAGAAAAACGCUCUGAAACGCUCUUUUUACAUGUCUGCGUGUGAAAGAUGCGCCCGCAAAAUUAACACGUGUUACGAAGACAACACUAAAAUAGUUCAUACACAACGUUCCAAGUCACCUAAAUCCAAGAUGGCGUCUGCUAAUACAUUGCUCUUUGGAAACAAAUCUUAAGCUUUCAGUAGCAUUCUAGGUACUAGAGAUAAGGUGUGAUGAAGCAUUCUAGGCUACUAAUUUUCAGGAUUUGGUCGUCAACGCGAAAAAUUUAGGCGCAUUGGCGCUUGUGUAACCGUUUCGCAAAGUACCGUUUCGCAAAGUACCGUUUCGCAAAGUACCAUUUCGCAAAGUACCGUUUCGCAAAGUACCGUUUCGCAAAGUACCAUUUCGCAAAGUACCGUUUCGUUUCGUUUCGUUUCGUUUCGCAAAGUACUGUAAGCCUUGGUGGGAUGCAUUUUCAACCCCAGGUUUACUAGACGUGCGCUUGGCAUAGUGGGAAAAUCAGUUUGAUAAUGGAGAACAAGAUUGUCUUCUACAAGCUUUCAGCCCAACCAUUUCUGGUAUCGUUUGGGUGGACAAGCAAUACAACUUUAUGAUUGGUUGAUGGUACUCAAGGCAACCAUUAACCAAUCACGUUUAUCCACCCAAACAAUCCCAGAAAUCAUUGCACCAAAAGCUUGUACCCUUUUCCCUUAUAGUUUCUGGAGUGGGAAAUUUUGUAUUAUUGUUUUUUAAUUAAAAUAAUGUUUUUACUUUUCUUUAUUAGGCAUUUCUAAAAGGUGACCUGGAUAUUUUAAAAGAUUGGUGCCAUGAACCUGUAAGUCCAUAAAACUGCAUUUUUGCGGAAUCCUUUUCCUUCAAUUUUUGUUAUUGAGCUAAUUUAUUUUGUUCCAGGCUUACAAUGUACUUGCAGCCCAAAUUGAGCAAACUCGGCAGCUUGGACAAAAACUUGAGGCAAAGAUCCUUGAUGUCAGAGAGGUUGAUGUAAGUUAGUUACUAAGGUUAAAGACAAUAAUCGAACAUAAAUUUUUCUUAAUUUUACUUUAUCAUUCAUGCCCAUUGUUUCUGCUUGUCCUUACUACAUGUAAUCACAAAUAUAAUAAUUAAUAAAAUUUUUCUUUUUACAUAAAAUGCAAUAUUAUUAUUUUAAUUCCUGUACAGUGUAUGCUAAACUUAACAAGAAUCUUUUGAUAGGACCAUAGUGUAUGUUUAGAUAUCACAAGAUAAUAAGUGCUACCCUCAUGAAAUUGAAAUACAUAUUAUUGAUUUAUUUUUUUUUCUUAGCAGUAUCUCUUUCAUUGGUAAUAAUGAAACAGACAUCACAUUGCAUUUCCAAAGGUGCCUGAAACUCUAUAGCCUUCAAUGGGCCUUACCUAAAAAACCCAGAAUGGUGAUGACCACUUACUUUAAUAGUAUUGUUACAUUAAUAUUUUUUACAUUUGGUUAUUAUCUUGCUGCACUUAAAGUUAAAAUAAUAUAUCCAAACUCGCCAUGAAACUUUUAGUCACAAAGAUACCCUAACCUGUAAUACAGAAUGACAGAAUGGUAUCUUAUAGUGUACUUCCUGUUUUGUGUAUAACAUUGCAGGUGGCAAUGGCCAAGGUUAUGGAACAAGGGCCUGUUUUAGUACUCACUUUUAUGGUACAACAGAUUAUGAUCCUUAGAGAUGCAGUCGGUAAUAUAAUUGAGGGUGGAGAAGUGAGUAUUUGCACUCUUGUUAACAUUAUUAUGAUUAGUCACUCUAACUUGUAUUGUUCCUAAUUAAAGGGGCUCGGCUUGAAUGAAACAUCACAGUGAAUAUUAUUAUAACCAUUUUGAUCUGUGGAGGAACACUUAAGGAAUAAAGGAUCACUACUUGUGCAUAUCUUAUAAUACGCCUUGUCCUCCCCUUCCCUAGCCUGCGUGCAGACGAUAACUAAACUCUGAUUAGUACCGUCUGCGAAGCAGCGCAGAGAUCCUUGUUCUGGACCCCCAACGGACUCAACGAAUUACCGGAAGUGCGUUCCGAAUUCCCCUUCAACCUGAUUGGCGAUCACGACAAACAAAACAAAGGCCUUUUUUAACUGGCCAGUCGUGGCGCGUACUCAAAUCUGGGUACACAGCUGGAAGUCCAGAACAAGGAUUUCGGCGAUGUUUCGCAGACGGAGUUAACCAGAGUUUAAUUUCGUCUGCGCGCAGGCUACCCCUUCCCUCACUGGAAAAUAAAUUCAUAACCUCUUGGUAUUACAGUUAUCCCAAGAGAAAUUGAACUUUGGAGAGCAAACGAGGUGUUUUAUGGGAAAUGCACAAGUGGCAAUUAGCAACUAACUAGGAUAGCUGGCUCAAAAUAUUGAAGCAAAUUAAAACAGGCUCCAUAUGGGUAAACCUUUCCCAACUGUUUUCUUCCUUCCCAAUAAUUUUUUGUACUUACCGGUAGAUCUGCUUGGAAAGUCAUUGUUUUGCUGCAGUGAUUUUGGUAAUACAUUUGCCUUGACAAUAUCACACUAAUAUGAUUGUUAUUAUAAUGAUUAUGAUGCUGAUGAUGAUGAUGAAGGAAAAUUAUUCAUAACUGAACCUCUGUGGGAUUUCAUUAUUUUGUUUUAUUCUUGUAGAAGACAGAGCCAGCCUUUUUUAUUUUUCAUAGAGUUUAGAAGUACCCAUUAUUGAUAAAAAUAGGCAAAAUCAAAAACAGAAAGAUUGGCAAAUUUCUGGCAACCAAUAAUUUCUUUGUUAAUUUAUUUAUUUGUAUGGUUACAGUGCUUUUCUUCUGUGUUAAUAGUGGCUUGAACAAUUGAGUUUAAAAUUUUCAGGAUUUAAUCUCUCUCAUAUUUUGGGCAAUUUUUAACUGCCAUUUUUUGUGUCUGCAGGAUAAUAUUGAAAAUGUUAGCUAUGUGUGGGCACUGUGUAGAGAUCAGAGCAUACUGGAUCACCGGUCAGCAUGGAGAGUGCUUGAAUUUGGGAUUCAAAACAGCAGCGCAUGGCUUUGAUAAACCUUUACGCUGGUUCUUAAUAGUGGCACAAGCAUAAACACAAGUCUAGAUUCAAGAAUGUUCACACUUGGGUUACAUACAUUACCAGGAGACAUUUGCAGGAGCAGAAUUGUGAAAUUUAAGAAACUCUUAUGUUGGCAAUACAGGGCACCCAGACUCGCAACAGCCUAGGUACUGAAAGCCAAAUUAUAAGGAUUUGUAUGGAAAUUUAUUGUAAAGUAGACAAGUAUACAUAAACAGCCAUGAAAGUGUGCAUACCUCAUAAAGAAGAAGACCUUGUCUUCUAGAACUGCUUAGUAGCUAGGUGAGAAACCAAAACAUCAAACCUUGCUAAAAUAGCAUUUACAGGGCCUAAACAGUAAGAAAACAUCACAGACAC
Porites lobata is the source of this 15492-nucleotide messenger RNA. The record is from the annotation of a GenBank genome assembly. NCBI's taxonomy places the organism in Eukaryota, Metazoa, Cnidaria, Anthozoa, Scleractinia, Poritidae.